CCAGACGCGAAUUGAGCAACAGACAAACAAUCACACAGAAUCAAAAUCGUACAUAUUUACAAUUGAAUUCAUUUCAAUGAAUCUCCCAUACGAAACUCAGACAGGCAGGAGAAAAAUUUCAAAGCGAUCGACUGGAGGAUGGUUGAGGAUAAUAUUCGUGUGCAUUAGAUAAGUGAGUCAAAAUGUGAACUCACUCACGACGUUCCGCUGUUUCGUAUCGUAUCGUUUCGUUUUCGUUUUCGUUACGAACGUAUAUUUACAAACAACGUCAUUCGUGUUGACAUUGAAACUGCUGUCAAAAUAGAAAAUCGCUCAAACCACCACAACACUUCACUGCUUUUGUUCUCAAACAACAAAAUGAUUGUGUUUCAUCGUUCAAAUGCAAUCGCAAAUAGACAUUAAAUUUUUCACUCUCGUUUUUACUGAUAGUUUAAGCUAAACUAAAAAUAAGUCCAAAAACAAGUUAUUAACCAGCUGGUAGUAACAACUGUGGAGAAAUGGAGGGAGAACGAGUUAGCGUAAAUUUUACAUGUCAAAGAUGUUUGCAACCUGUGAUUCUGGACGAUUCCUUCACGAAUAUGGAUGAUUAUGCGAGAGCUGAGCUAGCCCUGCCAAUCUACGCAAACGCUGAUGUCGAAAUCGAUUCACAGGACACGAGCAUGGAUCAUUUGGUGCCUCCAUUUCGAUUGACAGACUCGGGAACGGGAACGAAUGGCUUCAUGCUCAUAUCCGAUGGCAAAGAGAAUCAAAGUCUUGGAACGACACUCAAGGCUCGUGCAAAUCUGUUCGAUUUUCUGUCGUCCAACUCGGAGAUAGAUCAUCCGCUGUGCGAUGAGUGCACAGACACUCUGCUCGAGCUGAUGGAACAUCAAUUGAAGCUGGCCGAAAACGAGUGGAACGACUACAACAAUUACCUACAGAAGCUCGAGCAAACCGAUGACACACCCAACAUUGAGCAGCUCGAGAAGGAGCUCAGCGAUUUGGAAAUGGAAGAGAAGCGUUUGAUUGACGAGCUGGCGAAGCUGAAGCGCGAAGAGGAUUCGGUGAAGGAAACAAUCAAGACACAGGAAGACGAAAAGGAGCGUCUCAACGUCGAUGAGGAAAAGUAUCGCAAAGAGUACUCGAAGUAUCGACGCGAUUUGAUGCUCUCGGAAGACGAGUUUCACAGUCUGGAAUGCCAGAUAUCGUAUGCGAAUGACGAAUUGGAGAAGCUGAAGCGAACCAACGUGUUCAAUAUGACGUUUCACAUUUGGCACUCGGGCCACUUUGGCACAAUCAACACAUUCCGAUUGGGUCGCCUGCCAUCGGCGCCGGUCGAUUGGUCUGAGAUAAAUGCAGCUUGGGGACAAACGGCUCUAUUGCUGUCGGCGCUGGCGCGCAAAGUGAAUCUGAACUUCGAACGAUAUCGAUUGGUACCGUACGGUAAUCAUUCGUACAUCGAGGUGCUGGAAAACGGAAAAGAGCUGCCACUCUACGGAACGGGUGGCUUUCGAUUUUUCUGGGACACGAAAUUCGAUGCGGCUAUGGUGGCGUUCCUAGACUGUUUAGCACAAUUCAAAGAGGAAGUGGAAAAGGGCGACAAAGACUUUUGCCUUCCGUAUCGCAUCGACAAAGGAAAAAUUGAAGACUCAGCAACCGGUAGUUCCUAUUCGAUCAAAAUUCAAUUCAAUUCAGAAGAGCAGUGGACAAAGGCGCUAAAGUUUCUCUUGACGAAUUUGAAGUGGGGCCUCGCAUGGGUUUCAUCGCAGUUCACCGACGAACCAAUGACUCUGCCCGAUCUAAACGAAAGUGCUGUGUCAGCAUCUAAUAUUUAAUAGAUUUAAUUUACAUUUUGUAUAUUCUUACUGUUCAAAACAUAAAUAUACUAGUAUUGAAGAAAA
Molecule: messenger RNA, 1880 nt
Organism: Sitodiplosis mosellana (orange wheat blossom midge)
Lineage: Eukaryota; Metazoa; Arthropoda; Insecta; Diptera; Cecidomyiidae
Product: beclin-1-like protein
Exons: 3
Coding region: 498-1814 (438 amino acids)
Biological process (GO): late endosome to vacuole transport; cellular response to nitrogen starvation; autophagosome assembly
Cellular component (GO): phosphatidylinositol 3-kinase complex, class III, type II; phosphatidylinositol 3-kinase complex, class III, type I; phagophore assembly site
Source: RefSeq, a predicted model, not a curated record